This is a messenger RNA of Cuscuta europaea, 6462 nucleotides long. NCBI's taxonomy places the organism in Eukaryota, Viridiplantae, Streptophyta, Magnoliopsida, Solanales, Convolvulaceae. The record is from the annotation of a GenBank genome assembly.
ACCAUCCUCAUGGUGCGCCGGUUGCAUGGUAUAAUUUGCCUUAUUUGUGUGUCCACGUAGGCUUCAUGGGCUGUUCAUGAUUUGUCCAUUUUUAAUGGGGUGCAAUUCACUAUUCACCUGCCCAUAUUCAAAGAUCAAUCUCUUGUUUAUCCGAUAAAUAACGACCGGGUAACGGCACAGGCAUACCAGAUCCAAAUUCCCAACUACCGACCGCUCUAUCGAGUGUGGAGCUUCCCUCUCCGGCGCGUUCAUUGCUACUCCGUCUGCUGUGCAUCUCGCCCCUUCCUGAUAUAAGUCGUCUCCCAAUUCCCCAUAUUUCUUGUGCUUAUUGCCACUUCUCUUGUCCACGCGAUCUUCCUCAGGAAGAUGAGCUGGUUUGGUUGUUGACUGUAAUCUUGGAGGAAGUUGUGAUGGGUGUUUACAAGCACAACAAUGAACUCUUCCCUGAGAGAAGAGGUAUAUCUGGGGUUUUACCAAAACCGCUGGACUCUCGUAGAGGUCGAAGACUCCGUAGAAUUUCCAAACGAAGUGUAUUUCUUUGGGUGCUUCUACUAGUUGUACUGUUCUCCAUCUAUUUGAUAGCUUUUGGAUUGAAGAUGCACUUCCAUGGUGAGUAGAAAUUUAUGCCUUUUUUGUAAAAUGCAUUCAAACUUGUACAUACCUGUGUUAGAGAAGUUACCCACUAAUGGAUUUCAAGGUGGGAGGAAUACCUAAGUGAAGAAUUCAAUUGCAACAACCAUGAAGCUUCCUCCAUGUGCAAGCAACAACCAUGAAGCUUCAUCCAUGUGCAAGAAUGACAAAGGGAGCUUCCUCAAAGUUUCCUCAUGUUUAAUCCCACCUUCCUCCCACCUUCAUAGUACCUAGUUUUGGUGCUAUAAAUAGAGAGCUUGGAGAGUCUUUCUAUCAUCAAGUAAAUUAGAAUAGAUCAUCAUAGCACAACCAAGAAGAGUUGUGAAUAUCCUUGAGAGAUAUGUGGGGUGUUGUUUUGAGAGUUUUUUAAUUAGAGCUUGUAUGUCUCUUCUUUCUAUUCUUGAAAGUAAUAGAAGUGUUUUUCUCUCAUAUUAGCACGAUCCUGUUAUUCCCAACAAGUGGUAUCAGAGCCUGGCUGAGCUUUUGGUAUUUUUUCCUCAGAAUUUUCGGAUAAAAUUCUACUGUCUGAAAAUUCGUGUUUUUUGGUUUUGCUCGGAAUUGCAAUCUGAAUACACCGUUAGAUUCGUCUCGUCGAGACGAGAAAACUGGUAGUUUUUGAUAAUUUUUAGGCCACCGGAAGCCACCACACGCACCGCCUACGCGCCGGUGGUGAGGAGCUCGCUGACGUCAUCCCUGACGUCAUUCUGCACGCAGGCCAGAGGUUGAAGACAGCUGACGUCAUCGCUGACGUCAUCAGCCAAUCAGAGCUGUGUCAGCGACACAUCAGCGCCACGAGUGCACAUCCGCCACAUCAUCAGCUCACUGCCAUCUUCCACCAGCGCCCAGUCAGCUGCCACGUCAACGCCCAGUUAGCGCCACGUCAUCUGCCACGUCAUCUGCCACGUCACCGGUCAGUUUUUAAAUUUUGAAAAAUUGCAGUUAGGUCCCUCAAUUUUUGGAAAAUUAUAAUUUCCACCUAUAAUUUUUUGAAAAUUGUAUUUUGACCCCGAAAGUGUCUACCCACCAUUUUUGGCCGUUCCGGACGCAACGGUGCUGCCCAUUUUUCAAAAUUCUGCUCCGAUUUUUCUCAAACAGAAUAUUAAAAUUAUUUAGAAGGUGAAAAUGACCUUUGACGAGUCAACUUCAUCUUCCGGAGCUAUGAUUAUGCUCACGGCUACCAACUACACGCUAUGGAAACCUCGGAUGGAAGAUUUCCUUAGCUGUAAAGACCUUUUUUAUCCAAUAGAGAUGAAAGGCAUUAAUCCUGACCCACCCAAAUCAAUAGAGUGGAAGAAAAUAAAUAGAAAAACUAUUGGUCAAAUCCGUCAAUGGAUUGAUCAUAGUGUCUUCCACCACGUUGCACAAGAAACCGACGCUUAUGCCCUUUGGAAGAAGCUAGAAGAUAUGUACCAGGCCAAGACCGCCAGGAAUAAGGCCCUACUGAUGAGGCGUCUUGUCAAUAUGAAGCUCAAAAGUGGAACUUCUGUUGCCGAACAUACUAGUCAGUUUCAGAGUCUGGUAAAUCAACUAUCUUGUGUAGAAAUGCCACUUGGAGAUGAAAUGCAAUCUCUACUACUUCUUAGUUCCCUUCCUGAUAGUUGGGAGACACUAGUUGUUACUCUCAGCAACUCAGCCCCAGAUGGCAAACUUACCAUGUCUGUGGUCAAGGAUGCAUUGUUCAAUGAGGAGGCAAGGAGGAAAGACAUGAGCACAGAUCAGACUCAUGCUCUUGUGACGGAGAAUCGAGGAAGAUCACAAGGAAAGCAACAAAGAAACAGUAGAGGAAAGUGGCAAAGCAGAGGCAAAAGUCGGGGGAGAUCAUCAGAUGGCCGGAAACCUUCUUAUACCUGCCACCAUUGCGGUAUAGAGGGUCACAUGAAGAAGAAUUGCUACAAAUUGCUAGAGGAGCGAGGCAAGAGCAAUUCUCAAGCGAAGAACAAGGGUGGUGAAGCGCUCAUCACAAUCUCAGGUGAUGUGGCGUAUUGUACUAGCAAUGAUGAAACAUGCCUGCACGUCUCAAGAGAGGACACUGAAUGGGUGGUAGAUACUGUAGCAUCCUACCAUGUUACUCCCCACAGGUACUACUUCACAACUUACAAAGCUGGAUACUUUGGAGCAGUAAAGAUGGGCAAUUCCAGUUCCUCUGGAAUAGCUGGAAUCGGUGAUAUACAAAUAAAGACGAGUACUGGGAGCACAAUCACUUUGAAGGAUGUCAGACAUGUCCCAGACCUUCGGCUCAAUCUCCUAUCUGUGGUAUGUCUUGACGAACAGGGGUAUGACAACCACUUUAACAGGGGCACCUGGAAAAUGUCAAAGGGCGUUUUGACAAUCGCUCGAGGACAUGUUUGUGGCACAUUGUACAAAACCCAUUUGAGGAUUUGUAUGGAUAGCCUCAACAUUGCAGAGGAGACUUCUCAGAAUCUGUGGCACCUGAGGCUCGGCCACAUCGGUGAGAAAGGGUUGACUACCUUGAUGAAGAAGAACCUUAUCAACAUUGACAAGAAUUCUGCACCGGGUCCUUGCAGUCAUUGUCUAUUUGGUAAGCAACAUAGAGUAUCAUUUAGUUCUACUUCAACUAAAAGAACGGAGUUGCUAAGUUUGGUACACUCCGAUGUCUGUGGUCCUUUCGAGGUAGAAUCAAUCGGUGGAAGCAGAUAUUUUCUGACUUUUAUCGAUGAUGCUUCUCGGAAAGUGUGGGUGUAUUUCCUGACGACGAAGGAUCGGGUCUUUGAGAGCUUCAAGACAUUUCAUGUCUUGGUGGAACGUGAAACAGGAAAGAAGUUGAAAUGUCUCCGAUCUGAUAAUGGAGGCGAAUAUACAUCCAAGGCGUUCGAUGCAUAUUGCAGAGAAUAUGGCAUCCGACAUGAGAAGUCUGUACCACGCACCCCUCAGCACAACGGUGUUGCUGAAAGAAUGAACCGGACUAUCAUGGAGCGUGUCCGGAGCAUGCUAAAUGUGGCUAAACUUCCAAAGUCAUUUUGGGGAGAAGCAGUCAACACCGCAUGCUAUCUUAUCAACCGAUCACCUUCAGUACCACUGAACUUUGAAGUUCCAGAGAGGCUAUGGACAGGUAAGGAUCCUACAUACUCACAUCUUAGAGUUUUUGGUUGUUCAUCAUAUGCACAUGUAUCCAAAGAGCUCAGACAGAAGCUCGAUGCAAGAACUAUCCCAUGCAUUUUCGUUGGCUAUGGAAAUGAAGAGUUUGGAUACAGGUUAUGGGAUCCUAAGGAGAAAAAGGUGUUCAGAAGCAGGGACGUUGUGUUCCAUGAAGAUUUGACAAUAGAAGACAUUGAAAAAUCCACAAUGUCUCGGAAGUCAAAUGAGGGUGUUCAAGUUUCAAAUGAAGCACCUGAAUUGUUCUUGAGAAACAAUGACGAAGUGCAUGAAAACAACUCAGAAGCAGAAGAGGAUGAGGAGACAGAAGAGAGUACAGAGCAAGGGGAGUCACAACCCACCUCGCCAGGCACAGAUGAUGGUAGCUCUUCUGAGAUGGUUCCAACUGUUCGUAGAUCUGAACGAGGCCAUAUACCAUCGAAAAGGUACACAUCAUCUGAAUAUCUUUUGUUAACUGAAGAUGGAGAACCAGAGAGUUUUCAAGAAGCUGUGUCUCAUAAGGAUAAAGAAAAAUGGCUAAUAGCAAUGCAGGAUGAGUUAGAAUCUCUGCAGAAAAAUCAAACUUAUGAGAUUGUAGAACUUCCUAAAGGGAAGAAGGCACUGAGGAACAAAUGGGUGUUCAAGCUGAAGAAGGAUGCAAGCGGACAAGUGGUGAAACACAAAGCUCGGUUGGUUGUCAAAGGAUUCCAAUAGAAGAAGGGAAUUGACUUUGAUGAGAUCUUUGCACCAGUUGUCAAGAUGACCUCAAUCCGAGUUAUACUUGGCUUGGCAGCAAGUAUGAACUUGGAGCUUGAACAGAUGGAUGUGAAGACAGCAUUUCUUCACGGAGAUUUGAAAGAAGAAAUCUAUAUGCAGCAGCCGGAAGGUUUUGAGAGCUCAAAUGAUAACUUUGUGUGUAAGUUAUCUAAAAGUUUGUAUGGCUUGAAGCAGGCACCAAGGCAGUGGAAUAAGAAGUUUGACUCAUGCAUGAAGAGUCAAGGCUACAAGAAGACUACUGCAGAUGAGUGUGUAUACAUCAAGAAACUCCCAGACGGUACUUUCAUUGCUCUUCUACUAUAUGUAGACGACAUGUUGAUCGUUGGGAAAGAUGCAGUGAUGAUAAACCAGCUGAAGAAAGAACUCUCUAAGUGUUUUGAUAUGAAAGACUUAGGACCGGCUCAACAGAUUCUUGGGAUGCAGAUCACUCGAGACAGGAAGAAUCGCAAGUUAUGGCUUUCUCAAGAGAAGUACAUUGAACGAGUACUUGAGAGAUUCAACAUGAAUGAUGCCAAACCAGUUAGUGUUCCACUUGCGAAUCACUUCAAGUUGAGCAAAAGAACAUGCCCUACAUCCAAGGAAGAGAUCGGGGAGAUGUUAGCAGUUCCAUAUUCUUCGGCAGUUGGGAGUUUGAUGUACGCCAUGGUAUGCACAAGGCCAGACAUCGCACAAGCAGUGAGUACAGUAAGUCGUUUUCUCUCUAACCCUGGGAAGGAGCAUUGGGAGGCAGUCAAAUGGAUUCUCAGAUACUUGAAAGGUACCACGAAGUUAUGUCUUUGUUACGGAGGAGCUGAUCCAAACUUGGAAGGCUACACAGAUGCUGAUAUGGCCGGAGAUAUUGAUAGUAGAAAGUCUACUACAGGAUAUAUCUACACUUUUGCAGGGGGGAGCUGUUUCUUGGCAAUCAAGAUUGCAGAAGUGUGUCGCUUUAUCUACAACAGAAGCAGAAUACAUUGCUGCCGCUGAAGCAGGUAAGGAAAUGUUGUGGCUAAAGCGCUUUCUCCAAGAAUUUGGGAUCCACCAGAAAGAGUACCAGGUACAUUGUGACAGUCAGAGUGCUCUAGACUUGAGCAAGAACUCUAUGUACCAUUCUCGUACAAAGCAUAUUGAUAUUCGGUAUCAUUGGAUACGGGAGACGAUUGAUCAACAACGGUUGAGACUAGUGAAGAUCAAUACAAAGGAGAAUCCAUCAGACAUGCUGACAAAGGUGGUGACACGAGAUAAGCUAGAGCUAUGCAGAGACAUAGUCGGGAUGCUUGUUUUGAAUAUGCCUGGAAGGGGAGAAUUGAAGAAUUCAAUUUCCAGGACAUAUCCAAGUACAAGCAAAUUGAAGAAUCCAAUUGCAACAACCAUGAAGCUUCCUCCAUGUGCAAGCAACAACCAUGAAGCUUCAUCCAUGUGCAAGAAUGACAAAGGGAGCUUCCUCAAAGUUUCCUCAUGUUUAAUCCCACCUUCCUCCCACCUUCAUAGUACCUAGUUUUGGUGCUAUAAAUAGAGAGCUUGGAGAGUCUUUCUAUCAUCAAGUAAAUUAGAAUAGAUCAUCAUAGCACAACCAAGAAGAGUUGUGAAUAUCCUUGAGAGAUAUGUGGGGUGUUGUUUUGAGAGUUUUUUAAUUAGAGCUUGUAUGUCUCUUCUUUCUAUUCUUGAAAGUAAUAGAAGUGUUUUUCUCUCAUAUUAGCACGAUCCUGUUAUUCCCAACACUAAGUUCCUCGAGACCUGCUAUCAAGUGAGACAUGUCAAUCAUGUUGGACAUCAAACUGUGCACCUUAAAAGCCCACAUGAUUUCAGUGAUAUGAUUUACCCGUACUUUUCCUUUUGUUUGAAAGUUGUAUAACUAAUUUGUUAUCCACUUUGUAGCUUUUAUCAUCUAAAUCUUUCGGGUGCAUAUAUGUAUUUGUUUACAUUUUCUCAAUUUUUUUACCUAUUACCUAGUAUGAUGCCAUGUUGUAUUUUUGUAUUUGU